This is a messenger RNA of Helianthus annuus (common sunflower), 1897 nucleotides long. Its product is annotated as berberine bridge enzyme-like 21. Lineage: Eukaryota; Viridiplantae; Streptophyta; Magnoliopsida; Asterales; Asteraceae. Gene Ontology annotation, molecular function: FAD binding; oxidoreductase activity. Bases 176 to 1897 code for a protein of 573 amino acids. The record is from RefSeq and is a predicted model, not a curated record. The transcript has a single exon.
UACCAAACGUUAGCAUAAUUACCUGACCAAAUGCUACAUUUUAGGGACGUAAUUAAACAAGCCAAACUUAUAAUUGUCUUCUUUUAAUAUGAAAAAACAAUACUUAAAAAAAUUAUACCCAUGUCCUUGCUUCAAAUAUAUAGUCAUCACCUCCCUUUAAACACACAAUAAAAUCAUGUCUUUGGUUAUGUUUUUUCCACUACUGUUGAUCAUUAAUUUUUCUUCUUUGUCCCCCUCACAUGGACUGGGACCACCAUCUAGUCCAAAGGGGCCGGGACCAGGUGCCUCCGGUUCUAAGGGACCAGGGUUAGGUCCCCCCGGUUUUAAAGGACCUGGACCAGCUUCCGAUCCUAAUACAAUAUACAAAUCCUUUCUCGAAUGUCUUCCGACACAAUCACCUCAACCCGACCCCUUAUUCCCUUCCAUAGUUUAUAGCUCCGCGGCCAACUCCUCUGCCUACACCAAAACUCUACAAGAUAAAAUAAAAAACCGUCGUUACAAUGUAACAUCCACACCUAGACCCGCCAUCAUCGUCACCCCUAUCAAAGAAUCCCACGUACAGGCUGUCGUCCUAUGCGCUAAGAAACUCGGUGUUCAAAUCAAGAUUCGCAGCGGUGGACAUGAUUAUGAAGCAGUCUCAUAUGUGUCAUCGGAAAAAAGUUUCAUGAUACUUGACAUGUUUAACUUUCGAGCAGUUGACGUUGAUAUCACAGCUGAAACCGCGGUUGUCCAAGUCGGAGCUCAGUUAGGUGAUCUCUAUUAUCGGAUUUGGGAAAAGAGCAAGGUGCAUGGGUUUCCUGCUGGUGCAUGCCCAACCGUCGGUGCUGGUGGACAUAUAAGUGGCGCUGGUUAUGGCACCAUGAUUCGAAAAUACGGUUUAACGGUUGAUCAUGUGAUAGACGCCAAAAUCGUCAAUGUUAACGGUAAGGUUUUGGAUCGGAAAGCAAUGGGCGAGGAUCUUUUCUGGGCCAUUCGUGGCGCUGGUGGCAGUAGUUUUUGUGUCAUAUUAUCUUUCACCGUGAAACUAGUUCCUGUGCCGAAGGUUACAACCGUUUUCCGAGUAGAGAAAACCAUGGAACAAAAUUUGACAGAUAUCAUUUUGAAAUGGCAGUCAGUUAUGCCGACAAUCGACCAUGAUUUGUUUAUCAGGCUUCUGUUACAGCCAAAGGAAGUGAAUAAAAAAAACACAGUUAGGGGAACAUUUAUGUCCCUUUUUCUAGGUGAUUCAAAUAGAUUAUUGGGGUUAAUGAGCAAAACGUUCCCCGAAUUAGGUUUAAAAAAAGAAGAUUGUUUUGAAGUAAGUUGGAUUCAGUCUGCACUUUAUUGGGCAAACUUUGAUUUCAACCAAACGAAGCCAGAGCUCCUCCUGGAUAGGCACACUGACAUAGUUAAAUUCUUGAAACGAAAGGCUGAUUACGUACAAACACCCAUUCCAAAGGCAGGGUUGACGGCUAUACUCAAUAAGUUGAUAGAAUUGGGAGAUGUUGGUCUUGUUUUCAACCCGUAUGGGGGGAGGAUGAAUGAAGUUCCGGCAAAUGCGACACCCAUGCCUCACCGUGCUGGAAACUUGUAUAAGAUUCAAUACUCGUUGAACUGGGAGGAAACCGAUCCCAAAGCUACAGAGAAAAACAUGAAUCAAUGCAAGGUUAUGUUUGAAUUCAUGACGAAUUAUGUGUCGAAGAAUCCUCGAGGUGCAUUUCUUAACUAUAGAGAUUUUGACAUCGGUGUGAAUUCAGGGGACGGGUUUAACUCCGGGAAGAUUUACGGGGAGAAGUAUUUCAAGGGGAACUUUGAGAGGUUGGUGAAGGUGAAGACGAGCGUUGAUCCUGAUAACUUCUUUAGAAAUGAACAAAGCAUUCCUACUCAGAACAAGAACAACAAAGGCAUGUCUAGUUAA